This is a messenger RNA of Nicotiana tabacum (common tobacco), 504 nucleotides long. NCBI's taxonomy places the organism in Eukaryota, Viridiplantae, Streptophyta, Magnoliopsida, Solanales, Solanaceae. The record is from RefSeq and is a predicted model, not a curated record.
AUGACCAACCCACAAGAAAAUCCUGGAACUCCUCCACAACCCACUCCCUCUGAUUCAUCUACCCCUCCUCCACAUAGUACAUCUCCCAAACCCAGGCUGAGAAGGGUGAAAAUGCUUGGUCGGAAAACAAUAGGGUCUGGGGCUUUUAGGAAGAAAUUAAAUGAGAAAUUAAAGGCAAGCCAGACCCAAGACUCUGACUCCAACUCUGAUUCUGAGUCAUACAAAUCUGCUAGUGAGGGGGAAGGACCUAGGUCUUCUGACUCCGAAAAGGAUCAAGAAUCCCCUUCUAAGGUUGGGGCAAGCUAUGAUCCAAAGAAACAAAGAACUCCCACAAGAAAAGCCCAUAGUGUUCCUAAACACUCCAAGAAAAGAAAGGCAUCAUCCCCAACAACAAGAAGCAGAGUGAAGCAGAGUGAGAGGGAUCUUCAAAAGGCUCUAGCUGAGGGUAAAAAGAAAAAGCUGGCUAAGGAAAAGGGAAGGUUACAGAAUCCUCAGAGGUUGUAG